Messenger RNA from Folsomia candida, 3690 nucleotides. RefSeq lists its product as uncharacterized. The coding region runs from base 671 to 2539 and encodes 622 amino acids. Gene Ontology annotation, biological process: membrane protein intracellular domain proteolysis; regulation of response to endoplasmic reticulum stress. The record is from RefSeq and is a predicted model, not a curated record. Gene Ontology annotation, cellular component: cytoplasm; membrane. The transcript is spliced from 11 exons. NCBI's taxonomy places the organism in Eukaryota, Metazoa, Arthropoda, Collembola, Entomobryomorpha, Isotomidae. Gene Ontology annotation, molecular function: metalloendopeptidase activity; protein binding.
CACAUAAGUUCGUUCGCGAGUAGUUUGGCAUGCCGGCGAGUGAAGGAAGGAGUGCAAUAUUGCAGCAGUUCAAUAACUCCUCGCCAUCCUCAUAACCAUAUCGUGCAAGUCUCGGAAAGGAAAGCACUUUUUGACAGAUUGUACAAAUAAAUAGUUUUCCACCGUAUGGACCUUUCUCACGGAAUCUCUGCACAUUCUGUACCGUCAUUUAACUAAAUCCUCUAUCUAUGGAUAUACUUAUCGCAUUUCACGUAUAACUGGAAAUAUGGGAAAGAGUGCAGCAUGCUAAUAUAACUCGCAACAAUUCCAGAAUGGAUUGGUCAACGUCGGAACGAGGAAAUCGUGAAACUCGGAAUGCCUCAUCCUCAACUCUACCCAAAAACUCAUUAAGGACCAUUUAAGAGGAAAAUCUGCACAGAACGGACUGGCUGCUUCUUGUCACUGUUGGAUUGAACAAUUUUCCAUCAAUCUCACGAGGCAAUCACCUCAGAAAUUUCUCCAGUCGACAAUAAACCACACCAACAUAUUUAGUAGGAUGGGUUACUUAGCAGGGGAUCUACUCUAAUCCAGUCAGUCGCUAGGUUGUUAGUCUACCCUGCGGGUGUUGGUGAAAGUGGGAGUAGAUCCACCAUCCACACCUCAGCAGACGACCACGUCGGACUAAAACACGAUGACCAUGGACUGGAGAACGGUGGUUGGAUUCACAGUAAUUUUCCACUGUGCCGUCUACGCCCUUCGGAAGGAAUGGAUUCUUCGGAUUGACACGAGGAAGCUGAACGGACCAAUCAACUCCAUAGGGAUACAUCCCAUACGGAAAUACUUGAGGGUGUGGUUCAGAGCAGGAACGUACGCCACGAUAAUUUUGGGAUUUCCUUUUACACUGUUCCUCUUUCUGAGAACCAUCUUUUACGCCUUCUUCCCCUCCAUCGUUGCAGUUGCGGCUGCUGUCACUCCAGCGUCUAUUUUGGAGCAACAACAACCGCUAGAGUUGCACCAUGAGCAGUUGAGCCCAUAUCCAGACGCGGACGUGGGGGUACAGCAGCAAGAUUCGGGUGAUUUCGAAGAGGGCAAUGGUAACCCAACGUACUUGGCUAUUCAACCAAUCCUGCCAGGGUGGAAUCUCCCAAUCACCCAUCUCCCGUACUACCUCAUCGCCAUCCUCAUCUCGGUCGUCAUUCACGAGCUUGGUCACGCCAUUGCCUCGGCGGCUCACAAAGUUCCGAUCCAGUCGGUGGGAGUGUCCAUUUUUGGCCCACUGAUCCCAGCUGCUCAUGUGGAACUCAAUUCCACGCAGUUGAGAGAAACCCCCAUCCGGAAGCAGUUGGAUAUUCUUACUGCGGGCGUAUGGAUGAACCUCUACCUGGCAAUCAUCACGUACAUCGUUGUACCAAAAAUGUUGCCAGCUUUGUUAUUUCCCACGCACUCCAUGGGCACAGGACUCACCGUAACAGGUGUCUGGCCUAGCUCUGGCAUCGGAGGCCCUGGUGGACUUGAUGUUGGAGACGUGAUAAUAGGCAUAGAAAAUUGUCCUGUCAAAGACUUGGACACGUGGUAUACGUGUUUAGAGAAAAUAUGGCAAUCAGACCCAGUAGGAUACUGUGUUAGUGAUGAUGUACUUAUGAGAUUCUCAAACAACACUGAAGGUUGUUGUGGGUCCAAUGCAGAUGACUCCCCCACGCAUCUGUGUUUUCUACAAAUGGACGCCGACAAUCCACUUCCCAUUCCCAACUCCAAAGUUGCUUCCAAUCCAAACGCUACUGGAAAAGAAGAUGACUCGGGAGGUCAGAAGGAAAUAGCCCUCGUUCCAGAAAAACCUGACCACAAUAGAACUAGUUACUGCCUUCCGGCACAACCAGUGGUGGCCGAGGCGUCUCCGCUACCAGACCUAAGCGACCAUACUUCUGAAGAGGGGGAGGAGACGAGUACAGUCUUUGUGGGAUGGGAAGGACGGUGUCACAGCCCUAAAUAUUCCUGCUUGGAGUAUCAAGGCCACAUUCCGCACGAGUCCAACCUAGCCGACGCCGCCUCCUCAGACAGUGCUGCGGCAGGUUCUGAGGUCACCACGGGGGGUGAGGACGCAAGUAAAGUGGUGAACGAGUCUCACCACUGCUUCCUUCCUCGUAUGGUUCGUAACCUCAAAAGAUUCCGCAUCGUACAAAUCCAGCGUCGACAACAAGCCGUGAAAACGCCCGUGCUCUUUGUUGGAAAUGUUAUGGAUUUGUAUAACGGGAUGAGAAAUAGUGAGUACGUCCCACGGUCCUGGUUCCUCUCCAACUUUUUCGGAUUUUCUGGAUUUUCAAAACUGCCAGAAAAACUGGAGACCAUGUUACUUCUAACUGCGGGUUUGUCAGCUGGUCUCGCUGUUGUGAAUAUGCUUCCUAUUUACGGACUCGAUGGUUAUCACAUCGUGGAUGCCAUGGCCAGAGCGUAUUUCACCAAUAAGUGGGAACCCCGCAAGAGAGUGGUACAGGUCAUUUCUUGGAUCGCCCUCGCCAUCGCCCUUCUCACCAUGUUCUGCUCAUUCGCUCAAGCCCUGUAGCCCUCUGCCACCCAACAUUUCCACCUCUUCAUUCCACUAUCCCCCGUAACCCCGUCGUCAUCUGAAGGGAUGCCAGAAAAACAAUUGGUCCCACAGACUGACAGACAAAUCUCGUCAAGUCCAGUAACAAAGAAAAUGCAAACCAAAUCAGAGGACGAUGACGACCAGUCAUGAAAAUGAAGAUGAUGCUGAGAGCUACGCUGCAAAAUUGUUGCAAAGUAUUGAAGAAGAGGAUACUGACUGAAAAGCUUUUUACUACUAAAUACUACUACUACUGCUACGUGUUAAUUGUUGGUGCAUGCUUUCAUAAAUAUUUAACAAGUCCAGAGAUAUAUUCUUGUACACACUCUUUUACCAAAUAGACUAUAAAAUAUAAUGCUACAGUAAUAUUAUGACUUCACACACCCACGGUUCUCAUGUGUAACUUUAUUUAAAAUAUUUUGCCUUAUUGUAGUCAAGUACUGUAGUAAUUCUGUCGUUGAUUGACAGACCUGGUUCUUGCGGUCAAUAUAUAUACUCGCGCAAACUAACCAUUCCAAAGUUGUUAAUAAUUUAUAGUUGUAUUGAUAAUUUGCACUAACUUAUUUAUAAAAUUGUUUAUAUUUCUGCCCACAAUUAAUCGCCUAUAACGUUGAUGCUUGAUCAAUUCUUUUACUUCAUAUUAAUUAAUUAAUUUCGGGCACCACAGACUUCGCUUUGUCGACUCUUAUAAUGAGAAUCAUAUCGGUACAUAUUAUUGUGAUUGUGGCAUUAUUCGCCCCACACUAAUACAUGUUCAUGAAGCUGUUAUUAUUUAGCAUAAAUUAUCCAUUAUUAUGAUUAUUUAAUUAUAAUUUGAAGAUUUAAAAAAUAUCUCUCGAGUGUUAAUCAGUCUAUAAUUAUAGACCAAAGUCGUAUUGUUCUCAAUGUUUAUGGGGUAGUUAAAAUUGAAUUAUUGCAAUGCGGACUAUAUGAGUUUGUGCUCAAGAAAGUUGUCGUAUUUGUAUUUCGAUGUGGGUUGAAACCUAAAUGUCAUUCUACUAUUAUUUAUUUAAUUUACAGACCUCAGUAAUAUAACGAGUAGUACUACUUUUGCUAAAUAUUUUAAUUGUCGUCAAGAUCUAAAACCAAAUGCCAAAAUGGCUGGUGCUCCAAUAAAGAAUGAAACAAGA